AGACAAAUUUUUGAAUAGAAAAAAAUCUAUAUACUGAUAAUAGUACAAAUUUUACGAUAUCAGCCGAAAGCGGAGACUAAAUUUUACAUUCGCGACACUUCGAUCUCAACUCAUUCGCAACGAGCAGCAUGAACAGCAAAUCGUCCGAGCAUCGUAAAGAUCUGAUCGGUUCAAAGAGUCCAGAGCCGAUCGGCGACAAUAUGAAUAAGAAGACCAAACGCAAAGGCGCACGCGUCUCGUUUCGCACCUUGGCUCACAUUGUGGUAAUGCUGCAGAAGCGCUUGGCCCACGCCAAGUCGAUGGUCGAGUAUGUCGAUGUCACCGACGAUGUGGCCUAUUGGCGCGCGUUGGCCUUGUCGCGCGGCGAGGAAAUCGAUCGCUUUAUCAAUGUCAUUGAGCUACAGAAGAAACGCAUCGACACCUUGGAGAACGAUCUGGGCACAUUGGUCAAUCUGGCGCAGGAGACACAAAAGAUGCUGGCCAACAUCAGUCCCGAGAAGCCCAGCGAGAAUCCACGGCAAGAUGAGGCCGUCUAGUUUACGGGUCUCUCUCUCCCCGUAUGGAAGGCUCGAGAACUUUUAAUAGUUUUUUUUUGUACCGUUAGCGUUUUAAUCAGAGCGACGCAAAUCAGAAUCACGAAAGCAGCUAUGAUUGAUGGGGGCAUUAAUAUUGAUUCUUGAUAAUCUUGUAUAUCAGCUAAUUAUAUGAAA
Messenger RNA from Drosophila arizonae, 710 nucleotides. RefSeq lists its product as uncharacterized. Lineage: Eukaryota; Metazoa; Arthropoda; Insecta; Diptera; Drosophilidae. The record is from RefSeq and is a predicted model, not a curated record.